Molecule: messenger RNA, 1524 nt
Organism: Parascedosporium putredinis
Lineage: Eukaryota; Fungi; Ascomycota; Sordariomycetes; Microascales; Microascaceae
Source: the annotation of a GenBank genome assembly
AUGGGCGGGGCGACCAAUCCGUCGGUAGACCUCCAUCAAUCCCUCGACAGGGCUGCCGAGCUCAUCGAUGCGGUCAAAGCCCUCAUAGUGCCCUUUGUCCGGGCUGCCGAUGAGGCGGCGCCACUCAAGGCGACGGGCAACUCGACGGUCACGACGGCGUCCGGGGAAGUCAGAAAUGCCCUCGUGGACGAGCACGCUCCCGAGGCGUUGGUGGCCAAGUUCAAGCUGCAGCUCCCGGAUGAGGGCCGUGGGAAAGAAGGGGCGCUGGAGCUGUUCGAAAAGGUUCUCAAGUAUAGCGUCAACACGUGGGACCAAGGUUUCAUGGAUAAGCUAUAUUCGAGCAACACGCCGGUUGGUGUCAUUGCGGACUUGCUGCUCUCUGUCUUGAAUACGAACCUCCAUGUUUACCAGGUAUCACCAGCGCUAUCUCUCAUAGAGAAGCUCACCGCUAAGCAGUUCGCCGGGCUCUUUGGAUUCACGGGCCCACGGGCAGGCGGCGUCGUCUGCCAAGGCGGAAGCUCGUCCAACUUCACAUCGCUCGUGGUGGCGAGGAACACGCUGUACCCAGAGACCAAGGUGGUGGGCAACGCCCAGCACGACUUUGCUCUCUUCACCAGCGUGCACGGGCACUACUCGGUAGAAAAGAGCGCCAUCUCCUGCGGCAUGGGCUCUUCCAACGUCAUCGCCAUCCCCGUCGACGAGUUUGGGUGCAUGAUCCCGUCCGCGCUCCGGGAGGCCGUGGUCGAGGCCAAGGAGCGGGGAAAGACGCCGCUAUACGUCAAUGCCACGGCGGGGACGACGGUGCUGGGCUCGUACGACCCGCUCGAGGCCAUCUCGGAAAUUUGCAAGGAGUUCAACCUCUGGAUGCACGUAGACGGCAGCUGGGGCGGGCCGGCCAUCUUGUCGCACAAGCACAGGGGCAAGCUUGUGGGCUCGCACCUCGCCGAUUCGCUCACGGUGAACCCGCACAAGAUGCUGAGCGUGCCCGUGACGUGCUCGUUUCUGCUGACCCCGGACAUCAAGGUGUUCCACGCGGCCAACAGCCUACCGGCCGGCUACCUCUUCCACUCAGUGGGCGAGGAGGAGCCGUGGGAUCUGGCGGAUCUGACGCUCCAGUGCGGGCGCCGCGGCGACGCCGUCAAGCUCGCGCUGGCGUGGACGUACUACGGCGCGCAGGGGUUCGAGCAGCAGGUCGACCACGCCUUCAACAUGGCGGCGUACAUGGCCGGGCUCGUGGACCGCAGCGCCGACCUGGUCCUGGUCUCCUCCAACCCGCCGCCUUGUCUGCAGGUGUGCUUCUACUACGCUCCCGGGAGCCAGGUGUCUGACGAUGCCGAGCUCAACACGCGGACGACGAGGACGGUGGCCGAGCGCCUCGUCGCGCGCGGUUUCAUGAUCGACUAUGCGCCGGGAGAGAAAGGUAGCUUCUUCAGGGUGGUGGUCAACACGCAGACGCUCAGCGGUACGGUCGAGGGCCUCGUCAAGGCCAUCCAGGAGAUUGGGCGGGAGGUAUGGAAGCCGUAG